Messenger RNA from Candida albicans SC5314, 1563 nucleotides. RefSeq lists its product as uncharacterized. The record is from RefSeq and is a predicted model, not a curated record. Lineage: Eukaryota; Fungi; Ascomycota; Pichiomycetes; Serinales; Debaryomycetaceae. The transcript has a single exon. The coding region runs from base 1 to 1563 and encodes 520 amino acids.
AUGAAUGGAUACAACUGGCAAAAUGGGAAUCUUCACAGUAAUAAUAACUCACCCACUCCCUUGAACUUUCGUAGCAUACAGCAUCUUUAUCCUGAUCAAUUUAAAAAUAAUUCUGCGGAUCAGUUGAAUCCACACAAUUAUACCCCCAUGGAAGUACAUAGUGACAAUAAUAGCUAUGAUAACAUAUCCCUGUUAAGAGACUUGGAAGAUGGUAUUCCAUUAUCGUUAACUGCCCAAGAAUUAACAUUACAAGAAUCCAAAACAUAUAUGAGGUGGUAUAGUGAUAUACUAGCCAGAACAAAUUCACGAACAAUUUCUAUUCACGAUGUCUAUAAUUUUUUAAACAAUUUCAAGAUUCCAGAGAAGAUCAAGGAAAUAAUCAACAAGAUAUUUUUCAAAAUAUUGCAUUCUAUCAAUAUCGGGGAGUUUUUUGCAUUAUUAAGAUUAAUCAGUCAUACUUUGCAAGGAGAAACACCACUGAGGUCCUUGAUUAAAAUCAAAGCACCAGUACCUACACCGCCGUCAAUCUUAUCAAAAAAAAGGCUACAAGAAGAAGAGGAAACAGACCAAAACCAAGAGCCUCAGCAACCGUUGGAUAUUGAUGGAUUCACACAGUUUUUGUUGACAGGUGAAAGACCUUCAAGUAACAAACGAUCGAAAAAAUCAAAAUCAGUAAAGUUUUCCGAUGAAGUAGAUGUUCAUGAUGCUUCGUUAAUAAGUCCAGCACAAUCCCCUCUACUAGUUGAUCAACUGCAACUGCUGCAACAACAACAACAACAAUUAGAUUAUCUGUUACCUAUGGAUAAAUUACUACAACAAAUGAAAAAGCCUGAUGAGGAGGAGAAAGAAGUGCUUAAAGACAUGGAGUCACAAAUGAACCAUUUUCAAAACUUGAAUGCUGUUGAUACAAUGAGUGUUGGUGGCACACCAUACUUGCAACCCAAUAUGACUGGACCUGCUCAAAUGGCAAGAUUGUUUAGUCCUUCGCCGGAACCGUUGAGACCGAAUGUAACGGGUCCUGCGGAUAUGGCUAGAAUGUUUGCUCCAUCGAAGGAUUCUCAAACUACUACCACUACCAAUAAUAAUAGUAAUGAUUUUAAUGAUUUCAUCACUAAUGACAAUUCUUAUAAUAAUAGUCUUGAACAUAAUUCUGCACCACUGCCACCACAACCAAAAGUUUCACUUUCUGCUUUUACAAGUCAGAUGACUGGGCAAACCAUGGAAAACACCAUUCAAAAUAGUGGAUCUUCUCUGUUGGCCCCGAUCCCUCCACCAUCAAGACAUAGAUCAGCGUCAUCACCAUUACCAAAUAAACCUGUUCCUCCUCCACCGCCACCCAGGAGAAGGAUUCCAGCUCCACCACUCCCAAUUCGAACUUCACCUCUGAAUACUACAGAAAUAUUUUCAAAUACUCAAACAUCAGCACCACCACUACCACCGAAAAUUGCCGUUAAUGGCAACAUGUAUUCAACAAAUAACGAUUCCACGGCAAAUAUUUUGGAUGACUUGAAAGCACUACAAGAGGAGGUGGAUAAAAUACGAGAUUUAACAGGAGGGUUUUAA